Ornithodoros turicata is the source of this 5908-nucleotide messenger RNA. RefSeq names its product mucin-5B-like. Gene Ontology annotation, cellular component: plasma membrane. The record is from RefSeq and is a predicted model, not a curated record. NCBI's taxonomy places the organism in Eukaryota, Metazoa, Arthropoda, Arachnida, Ixodida, Argasidae. The transcript is spliced from 19 exons. Gene Ontology annotation, biological process: protein processing. The coding region runs from base 32 to 5839 and encodes 1935 amino acids. Gene Ontology annotation, molecular function: metalloendopeptidase activity.
UCUUCUGCCGGACACCAAAGCCAACCAGAACAUGAAAAGUAGCAAGGACAGUGGGAAACAGGUCAAGGGCACGGCAUUGACGCGCACCAAACAGCUUCUACUGCCGGGCAAGCGAGCUUUCGCUGGUGAACCCACGACAGAGUUCUCCAUGAUGGAAAUCGCGGAUGUCAACUUGGAGGCGAUGCGUUCCAAGGCCGUUACACUUCGAUAUGAAACACUGGCGGAUGUACAGCCUAAAGUUUUGCUGUACACGGGACGGUGGCGCUCUGCUAUUGGACGCAAAGAUGUCGGACCAGACGCCUCUGGUUCUUCCUCGAGGAAGUCGGACGACAACAACUCCACAUUGAAUCUUGUGCGACGUUUUAUCGGACGAAGACGGAUGCCACCCGAUAUUAUUCCUACCACUUCGUCGGCCACUACGUCGACCACUCCAUCCACCACGACUACACCAUCAUCUACGUCGACUUAUUCUAGUACGCCAACUACUCCAUCGACUACUCCAUCGACCACCGCAUCGACUACUCCAACAACCCCAUCAACUACACCAACCACGUCUACUUCGUCAUCAACUUCAGAAACUACCGUCCCGCACACAACGCCCACGACACUAAGGACUACACAAUCCACAACCACGGAAGCGUCCACUGAGGCUGUCCAAGACUACAAGGAGCAUACUUACCGCCAAGUGCUUAAGAACGACGAGAUCAUGCCGACUGCCAAUUCGACUAUAAAGGCGGGAACAACGAAGGGUCUGAUCCCCUUCGCACCUCUCACCCACGAUGUAAACCUACCAAUAUGGUCGUCGUCUCAAGCGACGUCAUCUGCCAAAUUGAAGGUUGAUACUUCUACGACUAAAACAACGCAGUCCAAAUUUGAGCUGAGGGAAGAAAGAACGGAGACAGUUCUGACGUCUUCUGUUACCACUACAGUACCACAGACUACCACAGAAGACAAGCCGCUUGAGUUUCGAAACGACGGCAUCGGCCGAGUCAUACCGGUGUUGGAGUGGGAGAAUGAUGAUACGACGGCAUCCCUUAUGCCCUGGAGCUCGCCGCCCUCAGCCGGAGCCAACUUCCCAGAAAUCAUAUCAGAAAACGGAGCAUCUGUGUCACCAGGCUCGAGCCAGUCAGGGGAGUUCAUACCACGUGAUAACCCAAUUCAGAGUCAAAUGCCCGUCUUUUCAGAACACACCGACCUGAGUAACACGACGACAACUCUCAGUCGUAAAACGAGCAGUGCACCUUCUACAGAAACAAGGCCGACUGAGACGUUUACACCAUCUGUUUCGCGCACUUCAGCAAGUGGUCCGAUCAUCUCGACUGGAAACCUCCAGGAGUCUUCUUCCACUGAGACUAGACACACACCUCCUCCAGUGUUCGGCGUGGAGGUAUCGCCAGAACAUGAUCAUAUCGGACCUGGUAAAAACGCUACAGGGCAAUUGAGAGACAAUGACGGAAUUGUAGAGGGUGUAGUUACGUAUGUAGACGGCCAACACACAAUUCCACGUCGAGGCAUUUCUACUACUCUUUCUGGAGACAGAUCAACCGAUAUAACGUCUGCCGGUACUGUGUCGUCCGCGAGGAACGACACUUCCGUGUUAUUGGAUGAAACUACUCGUCAAAUGAAAACCACACAAGAGCCCGUCUCCAUCCUGAAUAGCACUGUCAGCGAAUCGACGCUCUCAUCUACGUCUUUGCCUGCUUCCAAACAGGCAAGUUUGUCUAGAAUACCAAAGGCUAGCAGUGAUACCAGUACUGGCACAGCUCACGAAAGCUCCGUACAAAUCACAAAUAACGACAUUUCAGCCGGCGUGAUGUCUUCUGAGCAGCUUGGGAGCAGCACAACCUCCUACAGCGAGAAAGCACCCAUGUCAAUUACGUUAUCACAUGUGAGUGGUCCUGAAAGCACCGCUGUGUUCACAUCACUUGCCGCAGCAUUCCCAAACGAACCUGCAGGCAAAGCAAGGAGUGGACACCCAGGCGAAAUCGAGAACACCUCGUCAACGAAAAAUGUUGUUCCCCGAAGAGGUGUGGAAUUGAACGGAACCGUAGCGAGUUCCAGCAGCACGCCCACCGAGCAUGAGGGGCACAGUUUAUACACACAAACCGACACACCUGCCGUACGCCCAAGUUCUGGACCUGUCGGCAUGUUUGGCGCUGCAGAACCCUCUUCAAAAAUUACGUCGCAAAUCACCCCGGUAAGUACUGCAGCAAGUACCAGAGGAAGUCCCCAAGAAAGCACUGUUACGAGCGUCUCAAAGAGCACAGCAGGGAGUACCACCCUGAGCAACAUGCCAAGUACAACUGAAACGACAAUAGGAAGCACCACAGCGACCACUACCGAAAUGACUACAGGAGGUACGGAGCGUGUUACUCAACCUAGCAGUGAGUCUACCGUGAGAGGUACCUUAGAAACUACCGAAGAAGGCACGACGGAAGGCAUACCACCAUCUGCCUCUGAAGUGACUGCACCACGGGGCACUGAAACGUGGACCAGUAUUCCAACAGGCACGCAUAACCGAACGCUGCCAACAAACACCACGGGAACUCGUCGCCGCCGCGUUGUCAAACACGGCCAUUUCCACCGCAGCCCUCGGAAACACGGCGUGUCUCCGAGAGCUUCGAAGAACAUGACAGCUCACCGUCGUGAUUCCUUGGGCCGUGAACGCGACAGCGCAGGACGACUCAUCGAAGUUGGACGGCGAUGGAGAACGCCUUCCUCAAGACCUUGGAAAAAGCAAAGAACGUCCGCAACACCUCAAGCAUCACGCUCAAGCCCCAGCGCGCCGCCCGAAUCUAGUUCCCUUCCUCCUUCAUCCAGUAGCUUGCUGUCUAUGACGCGAAAAACCAGCGCUGGGUACGAGCCUAAAGUGAAGGCGAUUAAAAUCACUCAUGUCCACAGCUUGGACCAGGACCCUACAACUGUUGUGAUAGCCGAUGAGAAGUCCGAACACGUCUUGACGAAGAACGAUACUUUGGACGAGGCCAUGACUGAUUCUGAUUGGCCUGUCCCGAGCGUUGGUAAUGAUACUGAGUACAUUAACAGGAAGUACCAACAUGCAGGUGUGUGGCCAAAUCUUAAGGACCCAUCGAAGUUACAGAAGGAGCAUCCAGGUCAUCAUCACAAACAGCGAGUUCGCAAGUUGACCCGUUGGAGACCUCCCACGACAACACCGGUGACGGUGACGACUUCACCAUCUACUUGGCCUUCCUCCGAGAUUACUUAUACGACCGUCCCCGCGACAUCUUCGACUUGGUCAACGGAGACAUCUACUGCAUCGACUGAAGAGAGGACAGAAGGAACCUCGCGACCGACGUCGACUUCCGUAACGACAACCAUGGCGCCAGCAACAUCGGAGAUGAAUGUAUCAUCGUGGUCUCUGAAUGCAUCAAGUGUCACUCUCAGUCCCGCAGAAAGAGUAUUCACGAAUGAAACGUCUGUGAAUGACACGGCUGCAAGUUCGCUUACAUUCAACCAAAGUACAUCGGUGAGCAACGAAACCUCGAGCACAACGAAGGUGACUUCCUCGAUGUUUCCUUCCCAGCCAUCAGCAGCCACAUCAACAGCCACAUCAACAGCCACAUCAACAUCUACAUCAACAUCUACAUCUACAUCAACAUCUACAUCUACAUCUACAUCAACAUCCACAGUGAUCGUGCCUACAAAGUCCAAAUUGCGACAUUUAAAGCAUAAGAAGACGACCUACUCUAUCGCGAAGAAGACUACGGUUCCACAACCGCCUACACGGGUUACUUUAGUUUAUGCCAACGAAACGGCUUCUCGUUGCACAACCUCUGACUGCACAGAAGAAGGUGAGCGUCUGCGCAUCUACGUUGAUUGGAGCCGAAGUCCAUGCGACAACUUUUACGAUUACUCGUGCGGUGGUUGGAUUCGUCAUCAUCCAUUUCCCGCAAGUCGAAAGAAACUCUCUGUCGACGACCUCAUUGUCGAGCUGGUCGAACAGAAAAUUACCGAACACAUCUACGAAAACCUGGGAGAGCACACGACGUACAAAGAUCCCUUGCUGCACAACACAAUCAAGUUUUUCCAAGGCUGCAGCGACAAGAGUUCUCUCAUGAAAAGCCCCACCAUGGCCAUCCAGGGGGCCCUGGACGAGAUUCGCUUGACGGACUGGCCCUACGACGAGGAACCCUUGGACAUCGAAAUUCCGGAAGUGUUGGCUCUCUCUUCUCGGAAGCUCGGUGUCCAUCCUCUCUUCCGCGUCACUCUCGAGACGGACGUAACGACACCUACUUCCAUGAUAUUUGUUUUCCGCAGACCGUCGCCUGUGGCGCCACCUGACGCGUAUCUCGCCAGCGAAUUCAUGGCCACUUACCAGAAGUUGGUUACGAAGGCCAUGUCUUUCGUCAACAGCGACAAGAACAUACAAGCUCUGGCAGAGCCAGUACUCCAAGUUGAUCGCGAGGUGGCCAGGGUUAUUGACAAAAGCCAUAGGACCACGGACUACACCCUGGAGUACCAUCGCAAGAGCCUCGUCGAUGCGGACAAACGCAAAGAGUUCGACGUAGUGUCUUUCCUGAACGCGCUCAUGGAUGGCAUUGCUGUGCUUGACUUGGAUACCGAAUUUGUCACAACGUCUCCCAAAUUUUUGCAAGAAGUACUCAAUUUGACCCAGUCCUUUGAUAAGAGUGUCCUGCUCAACUACGUCGGGUUUCGGGCUGUGCUCUCGCUGUCUCCUUUGCUGCCUCAUAACGAUGGCCGUGAAUUGGCUCAUCUCUUGUACCUGCGAGAGAUACCGACCAGGACUCCCCCCAAGAGAUGGAAGUUCUGCAUUCGAAUGCUGGAGAACGUCUAUAAGCUCCCUGUUAUGCAGCUGCAACUGGACGCCCUGGAACCCAAGGGCGCACCGGAACACCUCAACAGGACAGUGGAACUUCUCAAGAAACACUUCUUCAGGGCAAUCCGGAACUCGACCCGCUUUGGACUGGCCACUAAGGAGAUGGCCAUCAGCAAGCUGAGAAAUUUGAAACUGGAAAGCUUCAACAGUCCGCACAUCCGGGAUCCUGAAGUUCGUGAGCAGCACUACCACGGGGUUCCAGAUGUGGAUCCCACGAACGUCCUGGCCGACUACACCGCUACGCUAGCUGUUGUGCUGGAGAACUACUGGAAUGCGUAUGGCGGCACAGGAAGACGAUACUCAUGGCAUGGGUCCAUCUUCGACACCGUCAGCACUUACGACCCAUUCGACAAUACGCUGUAUGUGCCUCUCUCCAUCUACAUGGAGAACGUCAAGUACAACACGUUCCAGUCGGCUCUGUAUUUUCCCCGGAGUGGAGCACGCGUCAUGGCUGCCAUGUACGAUAUGCUGGAACGCGAAGCGUCCUUCUUUGGACGCCAGAAUGAGGUGGUCAAGAACUCGGUCUGGGACUACAUCUCCACCGAUGGCUUCCUGUCCAUUAGGCGGUGCCUCAAGGAACAGUUUCGAAAAGCUGUCGUGCCGCAUCCAACGGCAAACUUACUCUAUACCCCGAGUUCAUCGCAAACACUGAGGCAGGACGUCAAGGACAACACCGUGACUUAUGUCGUGCACGAGGCAUUUAAGGAAAUGAUGCUGGACUACGGCUUCCGGAGCGGCGUCUUUUCUUUACCGGGCUUCACGGAGACUUCCGUGGAUCAGCUCUUCUUUCUACUUUACAGCACGAGCCAUUGCGAAGUAACGACUCAAGAAUCUCUUCUCGCAGACCAGGUAGCUGGAGUAACGCACCCUCAAAAAUACAGAGUCAACUUGGCCCUCCAAAACAACCGCAACUUCGCCCGGUCUUUCCGCUGCUCCAACGACAGCGAAAUGAAUCCGACCCGCAAAUGUCGUUCCUGGUGAUAUAACAGAUUCUGAAUCGUCGAUUGUUGUUCGUCCUUUACGUUUCAUUAAAUAUCGUUCACGUUCUUC